AAGGAAAUAUGUCAUUGUUUAAAAGGGUGGUGGCAUUAAUCUAUUGAGUAAGUAGGAAAAGAAGGAUUUUCUAAAUGUAGUUGUUAACAACCAACCCUUUUACAUUUUCCUAGUAUUAUGAAUUUGAAAUUUAGACGACACCAAAUUUGGUUAAACCUUACCAAAAUACUCUGAACACAUAAAAAUUUCAAAUUGGAGAACCAUUUGACUCAGGGUCUAUUAUAUUAGUAUUAAUAAUUUAAUACUAUAUUAAUCUCUGUUCUUAGGUAUAAUUAUGUUAUCUAAAUUCAUCCUACAUAGCAUUAUUUUUUCCCUCUUUAGCUUAACAAGACAAACAAAACAAAAAGUAGAAUACUGUCACUCAUUCUAUUCAUCUGAUAGAGUAGAAAACAGCAAUCAUACAGACGACAAUCUCCUUCCAAAUCCCAUAAUCAGCUGCCACCUUUAAUCAUCAUAUUCCCCCAAAUGACCAAUCCUAAUUACCUUACCAACAUAUAAUAAAUAACAUGUGCAUUACAAUGCUUUUUCUCAAUCAUCACUUUCUCUCAUAAUCAUGCCACAUUUUCUUCCUCACUCAAAUUCUCAAACACUACUUUCUUCACUCUUCACCUUUAAAUGUACUAAAACAUAAAACACACCAUUGUUCCCUCUCUUCUCACACCAUAACAUGAACACAAAAACACUAGCAUUACCCUUAACCUUAACCUUAGUAGUAUUUCUAUGCACAUUACCAUCAUUAACACAAAGUGCACAACAAAAUGAUACCCAUGCCCUCACCGAAUUCCGUCUCAAAACGGACUUCCACGGCUACCUUGUCAGUAAUUGGACUGGCGAGGAUGCCUGCAACGCCGCAUGGCGCGGCGUUGAAUGCUCCCCGAACGGCAGAGUUGUAGCUCUCUCCGUUCCUUCCCUUAAUCUCCGAGGUCCCGUUGAUUCUCUCUCGACGCUAAUCUACUUACGCUUCCUUGACCUACACGAUAACCGUUUAAACGGAACCAUUGUUCCUCUUUUAAACUGCACUGAUCUUGAACUUCUCUAUCUCUCACGCAACGACUUCUCCGGCGAGAUACCACCGGAGAUAUCAUCGUUACGGUUUCUUAUCAGACUCGACAUCUCUGAUAACAAUAUCCACGGUAAAAUCCCUAAAGAAAUAUCAAAAUUGAAUCAUCUCCUCACUCUCCGGUUACAGAACAAUGAACUCUCCGGCGAAGUUCCCGAUCUUUCUUCUUCCCUAAACAAUCUCAGAGAACUCAACAUCACCAACAAUGAACUCCAAGGACACUUACCAGACGCAAUGGUUACCAAAUUCGGUAACAAAAGCUUCUCCGGUAACGACGGUCUUUGCGGAUCGAGUCCGUUACCGAAUUGUUCCGUCACCGGAACUCCUCAUCCACCUUCCGAUGAUGCUGGUUCCGAAAUCGUUCCUUCAAACCCUAGCUCAAUCCCAAAAACUAGUAACAGUACUCACGGUAUAAUUCCAUCUGAAACUCCGAGAAAACGGAAAAUGUUGAGUCCGGGAGGAAUUGUGGCAGUUGCGGUGGCGGUUUCCGUGGUUUUACUGAUGGCGGUUUCUUACACGGUGGCGCAAUGUUGCGGAAGAGGAAGAUCUAAUUCAACGGUUGGGAUGGAUAGUGAGAUUGGUAAGAGAAAAAGUGAUAGUAGUAGUGGAAGCGAGAAAAAAGGGUACCGUGGAAAUAGUAAUAAUGGGGGUGUAGAUAGAGAUAGUGAUGGAACAAUAACUGAAACAGAGAGAAGUAAAUUAGUGUUUUUUGAUAGGAGGAAUGAGUUUGAGUUAGAGGAUUUGCUAAAAGCUUCAGCAGAGAUGCUUGGGAAGGGUAGUUUGGGAACUGUUUAUAGGGCUAUUCUUGAUGAUGGAUGUACUGUUGCUGUUAAGAGACUUAAGGAUGCCAACCCUUGUGAUAGGAACCAGUUUGAACAGUAUAUGGAUGUUGUGGGGAAGCUUAGACACCCUAAUGUUGCUAGACUUAAAGCUUAUUAUUAUGCUAAGGAAGAAAAGCUUUUGGUUUAUGAUUAUCUUUCCAAUGGAAGCUUGCAUGCUCUUCUUCAUGGAAACCGAGGUCCGGGAAGGAUUCCGUUAGAUUGGACAACAAGAAUAAGCUUGGUGUUGGGGGCAGCAAGAGGCCUUGCAAGGAUUCAUGGAGAGUAUAGUGCAGCCAAGAUACCUCAUGGGAAUGUGAAAUCUUCCAAUGUGCUACUUGACAAGAAUGGGGUUGCUUGCAUAGGUGACUUUGGUUUGUCGCUAUUGUUAAACCCUGCUCACGCGGUUGCGAGGUUGGGUGGGUACAGAGCUCCAGAGCAGGCGGAAGCGAAGAAACUCUCACAAGAGGCAGAUGUGUAUGCUUUUGGGGUGUUGGUAUUAGAAGUUUUGACAGGAAAAGCCCCUUCCUCCUCUCAGCAUUCUUCUCCUGUAGGAGUUCGCCCUUGUGUGGAAUUCGAUGAACAAGUAGCAGAUCUUCCAAAAUGGGUUCGGUCAAUUGUGAAGGAAGAGUGGACAUCAGAGGUGUUUGAUCAAGAACUUUUGAGGUACAAGAACAUUGAGGAGGAGCUUGUUUCAAUGCUGAAUGUAGGAUUGGCCUGUGUUGUGUUACAACCUGAGAAAAGGCCAACUAUGUUGCAAGUUGUUAAGAUGAUUGAGGACAUUAGAGUUGAACAAUCUCCUCUAAGAGAGGAUUAUGAUGAAUCGCGCAAUUCACUUUCACCUUCACUUGCAACUACUGAAGAUUGCCUAGCUUAAUAACACUACUGUAAUUCAUUGCCUCAGGAUGAAACUUUCUUUGAUCCUCUUGUUGCAUUUACUUAUUGGUAUCGUUUUAGCUAGCUCUUCAAUUUGCAUGAGUUGUUAAUUAUUGUUUUAUAUUUGUAAUAUUUGUGAAAUGAUUAUGUUGUUGCACUUGUCUUGAGACAUGGCUAAUAUAUCUUGAUAAUCAAUGGUUCUGCUACUCACAUAGCACAGCCAAUACUUAGCA
Trifolium pratense (red clover) is the source of this 2987-nucleotide messenger RNA. RefSeq names its product leucine-rich repeat receptor-like protein kinase PXC1. Gene Ontology annotation, biological process: protein phosphorylation. The record is from RefSeq and is a predicted model, not a curated record. Gene Ontology annotation, molecular function: protein kinase activity; protein binding; ATP binding. The transcript is spliced from 2 exons. NCBI's taxonomy places the organism in Eukaryota, Viridiplantae, Streptophyta, Magnoliopsida, Fabales, Fabaceae. The coding region runs from base 668 to 2755 and encodes 695 amino acids.